Dichotomopilus funicola is the source of this 3291-nucleotide messenger RNA. RefSeq names its product armadillo-type protein. Gene Ontology annotation, molecular function: nuclear import signal receptor activity; small GTPase binding. The record is from RefSeq and is a predicted model, not a curated record. NCBI's taxonomy places the organism in Eukaryota, Fungi, Ascomycota, Sordariomycetes, Sordariales, Chaetomiaceae. Gene Ontology annotation, biological process: protein import into nucleus. The transcript has 5 exons. The coding region runs from base 1 to 3291 and encodes 1096 amino acids. Gene Ontology annotation, cellular component: cytoplasm; nucleus.
AUGUCGGUCCUGCCGGCUGAGGUCAACGCCCAGUUGGCCCAGCUGCUCCAGCAGCUUCAGUCGCCCGACAACAGCAUUCGCUCUCAGGCCGAGGAUGUCCUCCAGAACCAGUGGACUAACCAACGCCCCGACUGGCUGUUGAUGGGUCUUGCUGAGCAGAUUGGGACCUCAAACAACACCUCGUCGCGCUCCUUUGCGGCCGUUAUUUUCCGCCGGAUAGCCUCGAAAACCCGCAAGGUGGGCAACUCGGACAAUGUCGACAUGUUUAUCUCUCUCGACAAAGAACAGGGCACGCUUAUCCGCGGGAAACUUCUGGAAACGUUGGUGACGGAAAGUGAUAAGGGUGUCCGAAACAAGAUCAGCGACGCUGUGGCGGAGCUCGCGAGGCAAUAUUACGACACUAAUGAUUCUUGGGCGGAGCUGCUUCAAGUUCUGUUUCAGCUCAGCCAGGCGCCGGAUGCAGGCAAGCGUGAGACGGCUUUCCGUGUCUUCACAACGACACCGGGCAUCAUCGAAAAGCAGCACGAGGAUGCCGUGGCCCAGGCGUUUGCGCAGGCUUUCAAGGAUGACUCUGUGCAGGUCCGCCUUGCUGCCAUGGAAGCUUUUGCCGCUUUUUUCCGCAGUUUGACCAAGAAAAACCAGACCAAAUACCACGUCCUUCUCCCUGAGGUUCUCAACAUUCUGCCGCCCAUCAAAGAUUCGCAGGACUCCGAGGAUCUCAGCAAGGCGCUGGUCGCCCUUAUCGAUCUCGCCGAAGGCGCACCCCGCAUGUUUAAGCAAAUAUUCAACGUUCUUGUCCAAUUUUCCAUCUCAGUGAUCCAGGACAAGGAGCUGAGCGACCUCUGUCGGCAAAAUGCGUUGGAACUCAUGGCCACAUUUGCGGACUACGCUCCGACGAUGUGCAAGAAGGACCCCAACUAUACCAACGAUAUGAUCACUCAGUGUCUCAGCCUCAUGACGGACCUCGGGGAGGAUGACGACGAUGCUGCGGAGUGGCUCGCUGCGGACGACCUCGAUGACCCGGAAAGCGACCAGAACCAUGUGGCCGGUGAACACUGUAUGGACCGUCUUGCCAACAAGCUAGGUGGCUUGGUCGUCCUACAGCCCACCUUCAACUGGCUCCCCCGCAUGUUGUCAUCUCCAGCAUGGAGGGACCGCCAUGCUGCUCUGAUGGCGAUCUCUGCUAUCUCUGAGGGGUGUCGGGACCAGAUGAUUGGGGAACUUAAGCAGGUCCUCGAGCUUGUCAUUCCUGCGCUCAAGGACCCCCACCCUCGCGUCCGCUGGGCUGGCUGCAAUGCACUCGGCCAAAUGAGCACCGACUUUGCGCCUACGAUGCAGAAGGAGUACUAUGACACCGUUCUCUCAGCCAUUGUCCCGGUGCUCGAUUCGCCUGAAGCCCGCGUUAAGUCCCAUGCCGCCGCGGCUCUCGUCAACUUUUGUGAGGAGGCUGAGAAGAGCGUGCUGGAGCCGUACCUCGACGGACUGCUUACGGCUCUUUACCAACUUCUGCAAAAUGAGAAGCGUUACGUCCAGGAACAAGCCUUGUCCACCAUCGCCACUAUUGCUGACGCCGCGGAGCAAGCGUUUUCCCGAUACUACGACACUUUGAUGCCUAUACUGGUGGGUGUGCUCCGAGGCGAGAACGACAAAGAGUACAGGCUGCUCAGGGCGAAAGCGAUGGAGUGCGCAACUUUGAUUGCUCUCGCCGUCGGUGCUCAGCAACUUGGGAACGACGCUGCGAUGCUCGUUCAGCUGUUGGGAUCCAUCCAAGAUAGUGUCCAGGACGCUGACGACCCGCAAGCUCAGUACCUGAUGCACUGCUGGGGGAGAAUGUGCCGUGUCAUGGGCAAAGCCUUCCUCCCAUACCUACCGAAGGUGAUGCCGCCGCUACUGGAGCUAGCAAGCGCCAAAGCGGACAUUCAAUUACUCGAUAACGACGAGCAGAUUGAGAAGUUCCAACAAGAGGAUGGUUGGGAGCUGGUGCCGCUGCGUGGCAAGACCAUUGGUAUCAAGACGAGCUUGAUGGAUGACAAGCACAUGGCCAUCGAGCUUCUGGUGGUGUACGCACAAGUCCUGGAGGAAGAGUUUGCGCCACAUGCGGUCGAGAUUAUGGAGAAGAUUGCCUUGCCUAGUCUUGCCUUCUUCUUCCACGACCCUGUCCGUUUCGUGGCAGCCAAACUCAUCCCUCAGCUCUUUAGCUGUGUCAAGAAAGCGUAUGGCCCUCAGUCUGACCAACUUGCGGGUCUCUGGGCCACGACAGUCGACAAGCUCCUUGAGGUACUCACGGCCGAGCCGGCUGUGGAUACUCUUGCCGAGAUGUAUCAGUGCUUUUACGAGUCGGUCGAGGUUAUCGGUAGGCCCUGCCUCACCGACGGUAACUUGACACGGUUCAUCGAAGGUGUUAAUUCGACGCUCGAGGACUACAAGGAUCGCGUUGCGCAGCGCGAAGAGGAACGGCAGGGCGUGGCCGCGGAAGACGCGGAGGAUGAUCAAGAUGACCUACUGAUAGCCAUCGAAGAUGAUCAAACGCUGCUGUCGGAUAUGAACAAGGCUUUCCACACCGUGUUCAGGUACCAUGGCGCCAACUUUUUGCGCCAUUGGGAGCACCUUCUCCCAACUUACCAAGCCUUCCUCAAGUCAAGCGACCCGACUCAGCGUCAAUGGGCAUUGUGCAUCAUGGACGAUGUCCUCGAGUACUGCGGGCCUCAGAGUGGUCAGUACGCCAACUACAUCAGCCAACCUCUUCUCCAGGGUUGCCAGGACCCUUCUCCCGCGAUCCGCCAAGCCGCUGCGUACGGAAUCGGGGUAGCGGCGCGCCACGGCGGCGAUACCUGGUCGGCGUUCCUGGGAGGCGCCCUUCCAUUCUUGUUUGAUGUCGUGCGCGUCCCAAAUGCGCGUGAUGAGGACAAUGUUUAUGCGACGGAAAACGCUUGCGCCGCCGUUGCCAAAAUUCUUCACUUCAAUGCCUCGGCCGUGACACAGCUCGAUCAAAUCGUUAGCGAGUGGAUCAACACGCUGCCGAUCACAAACGAUGAAGAGGCCGCGCCGUACGCUUAUCUUUAUCUCGCAGAACUGAUUAGCAAGCAACACCCUGCGGUCACAUCGCAAGCUCCACGGAUAUUUGUCUUCGUUGCCCAAGCUCUUGAGGCCGAGGCCCUUAGCGGGCAAAAUGCGGCGCGCGUGGUGGCCGCAACCAAGCUCCUCGUAGAGGGGACCAACACUGACGUGUCACCGUUGCUCCAGCAAUUCUCACCGGAAGCACAAGGCGUGAUUCGGGCGUACUUUUCGUAG